CUGAAGCCCGGCUCAUACUUCCUGCGAAUGCGAAUGCGAUUGAUGUGAAUUUGACGUCACAACUUUUUUCGCUGUGAUAUUCGCAAGAGAUUUGAGGCGGCCCCCCCCCCCCUGCGAAUUAUUCUUUUCGAAUUUGUAACGUCGACAUUCGCUUCGCAUUCGCUUUCGCAAAAAGUAUGAACCAGGCUUACAGGUUGUCAACGUCAAUUUAACUUUCCUUUAAUGUACGGUGCGCAUGUACACAAAGGCGUCUGUAAACACUACCAUAUUUCCAGACUCUCAUAAAGGAAGCUGACGAACCAUGACCUACAUGGAUUUGUUGUUGUUUCCUUCUGUAAUUUUCUUUUAAGGAAACCUAAACCUCAGCAGAGUCAAUAUACAUUGAUGCCAGUACUGUUCGUUCACACUGUACGACACUACACACAACAAGUUUGGACCAUGGGGGUAUUGGAAUAACUUGAUUGAAUCGUGAUCAUGCAGUGAUGGGCUUUCGACGUCUGGCAUCACAAACCAAUUACUUGAAGAUAUUAGUGUUUGGACAAUAAUAUUAGUAUGUUCAUUUGUUAAUUAUCAAGUGAAGUAUAUCAGCAUGGCUUCGACUGUAGAUACCCUCAGUAUGUUUUCUGCCAACGCCACGAAUGACAACGCGACAACACUCGAGUUUACUACUGAAGGGGUAUCUUCAAAUGACGAUAUGACAUCGCUCAACGAUACCAUGGAUGUGAUGGGGUUCGUUUUUGACGACAUGGUCCAGAGAUAUAUCAUCGGUGUGGUCUUCUGCCUGGUGUCUCUGUUUGGUUUCACCGGGAACACCAUUGUGAUUCUUGCCGUGGUGCUGUCCAACAAGCUACAGACGAGGACCAACGUCUUCGUUGUCAACCUCGCCACUGCCGACCUCCUGACUUGUCUCGCCUCCCCCUUCAACGCCGUGGCUCUCUUCAGCUUAAACGGCUGGCCUUUACCGGAGAUCAUCUGCUCUUUAUCAGGGGCUCUGUUCAUCGUGAGCCUCUCUUGCAGCAUCACGAGCCUGGCAUGUAUCUCAAUCAAUCGUCUUAUCCUCAUCACAAAGACAUUGAGUACCUAUCAAUCCAUCUACACAUCGAAGAAAAUAGCGGCAAUGAUUGUGUUCACCUGGCUGUACCCGCUACUGAUAUGCUGCUUGCCACUCUUCGGCAUCGGUAGGUGGGGCUACUCCUUCAAGUUCAAAAUCUGCACCCAAGACAGUAAUGUGGAAACCAGUAGAACCUUCUCUCUAAUUGGGGCGCUGCUGGUCUACCCAAUACCUCUUCUCAUCCUUUUUGUGUGUUACUUCAAGAUCUACCGCCACGUCGACGCUCAUAUAAGGACGCUGACGCAGAAGCGGGCGUCGGAAGUCGAGAUGCAUGACGAACCGUCGACGUCGUCCAGCCGUGCCACACCGACGUCGUCAAGCCGUGCCACGCCGAGUAGUCCCAAAAGUCCGAAGCCAACGCUAAAGAGGAGCGCAACGCAGGCAAGCUUGAGCCGGAGGCAGACGGCGAUUACGAAGAAUCUUUUCUUCGUGAUGUGUGCGUUUAUCGCGUGUCUCGCUCCGUACGCCGUGUCACUCGUCAUCAGGAACAGCGAUCCUGUUGUUCCGUGGACCUUCAUGAUUGUCAUCUUCAACAGUGCCAUCAACCCGGUCAUAUACGGCAUCAAGCACCCGCACUUCAAGAAGGUGUUCCUGCACAUGUUCCGGUGCCAGUACCACCAGAUUCCGGAGCCUUCUAACUUUUUGAAAAGACUGUCAAAACGCUAGCAGCGGCAUGAGAUACUUCUGUUCCAAACGCUUUGAACUGUGUGUGGAUUUCUUUUGAUUGCAACCAAUUUUGAACGCCAUUCUUCAACCCAUGUUUAUAACUUA
This is a messenger RNA of Asterias rubens (European starfish), 1882 nucleotides long. Its product is annotated as rhodopsin, GQ-coupled-like. The transcript is spliced from 2 exons. The coding region runs from base 590 to 1777 and encodes 395 amino acids. Gene Ontology annotation, molecular function: G protein-coupled receptor activity. NCBI's taxonomy places the organism in Eukaryota, Metazoa, Echinodermata, Asteroidea, Forcipulatida, Asteriidae. Gene Ontology annotation, biological process: G protein-coupled receptor signaling pathway. The record is from RefSeq and is a predicted model, not a curated record. Gene Ontology annotation, cellular component: membrane.